AGAGCGCAUGCCCCGCCCCGUGACCGUGGCCGUGACCGAGGGCUGCGCCGGGGCUGCGGCGCGGCGGGAGCGAUGGGGGAGGAGGCAGCGGGGGUGCGGCCCGAGCUGGUGCGCGAGGCGGAGGUCAGCCUGCUGGAGUGCAAGGUGUGCUUCGAGAGGUUCGGCCACCGGCAGCAGCGGCGCCCGCGCAACCUGCCCUGCGGCCACGUGGUCUGCUUGGCCUGCGUCGCCGCCCUCGCGCACCCGCGGACGCUGGCCCUCGAGUGUCCCUUCUGCCGGCGGGCCUGCCGAGCUUGUGACACCAGCGAUUGCCUGCCGGUGCUGCACCUUCUGGAGCUCCUGGGCUCCACCCUCCACGCGUCCCCGGCUGCCCUCAGCGCCGCCUCCUGUGCGCCCGGGGCUCUCACCUGCUACCAUGCCUUUGGCGGGUGGGGGACCCUAGUGAACCCCACGGGGCUUGCACUGUGCCCCAAGACCGGACGGGUAGUAGUCGUGCACGACGGUAAGAGACGGGUCAAGAUCUUCGAUUCCGGAGGAGGAGGUGCACACCAGUUUGGAGAGAAGGGGGACGCAGCGCAUGACGUGAAGUACCCACUGGAUGUCGCGGUCACCAACGACUGCCAUGUGGUUGUCACCGACGCCGGCGACUGCUCCCUCAAAGUGUUUGAUUUCUUUGGCCAGAUCAAGCUGGUUGUGGGAAAGCAGUUUUCCCUGCCUUGGGGUGUAGAGAUAACCCCUCACAACGGGGUCCUGGUGACUGACGCAGAGGCAGGGACUUUGCACCUGCUGGAAGCGGAUUUCCCUGAAGGGGUCCUUCGGAGAAUUGAGAGGUUGCAAGCUCACCUGUGUAAUCCCCGUGGGGUGGCAGUGUCAUGGCUCACCGGGGCCAUCGCGGUCCUAGAGCAUCCUUGUGCCUUGGGGACGUCAAGCGGUAACAACACAAGGGUGAAGGUGUUCAACUCCAGUAUGCAGCUGAUUGGCCAGGUGGACAGCUUCGGACUGAACCUCCUCUUCCCCUCCAAAAUAACCGCCUCAGCUGUGACCUUCGAUCACCAAGGAAACGUGAUUGUUGCUGAUACCUCUGGGCCAGCCAUCGUAUGCUUGGGGAAACCUGAGGAAUUUCCAGCCCUGAAGCCUAUGGUUACUCAUGGCCUUUCCCGUCCUGUGGCACUGGUCUUCACCAAGGAGAAUUCUCUUCUUGUGCUGGAUUCUGCAUCCCAUUCUAUAAAAGUCUUUAAAGUGAUGGAGGGUAAUGGAGGGUGAUGGGGAUCCCGAAGCGUGCAGUCAAAUCUUGGUGUCGUUGGGAGUGUCACUCAUCCAUCCAGAUGGGGAUGAUGGUAACUGCCUGGCGAAAGUGGUUAUUAAGGCAGUUAGUAAGGACUAAUAAUUAAACUUGUCAUUCAGUGAAUGCCUAUUCCCGUGUUAAGAAGUUUGCAAAUCUUAGCCCAUUUGCUCCCUAACACACGGUGAUGUCAUUCCUAUCAUCAGUUCAUUUCAGAGAUGAGAAAAUAGACGCAGAGCAUUCAAUAUGGUUUCUUUAGAGUUGUACUAACUGGGACAGUUGAAUUCAAUUCUGGCUCCAAACCACUUGCUCUUCAAUAUGAUGCCAGAGGUCAAAGAAAAAAACCCUGUGAGCUGUGUCUUGGGUGUGUUCUCCCUACAAGUCGAUAACUGGUUAAAUGCACAAAGACACAAAAGAAAGGGGUCUCCAUGGAGUUUUUCUUUAGGAGAAAAGUGAAGGUGUCUGUCACCUUUAUCUGUGACCUCCUCCAAAGGCAGAGUAGAUGGUUUAUUACCAAUUCCAAGAUUUGAACAAGGAACAAAGUUGAGCUUUUUCCCUAUAAGGUAAAGGCUGCCAGGAUGAUAGUGUGUGCUACUAAGUCUUCCAACACUUGGAAAGUGGAGGCAGGAAGUUCAGUGCAAUCUUACCUAGUAAGUUUGAGGCUAGGCUGGGCUACUGAAGUGUGUUAUCUCCCUCUCCUUCCCCCUUCCCCUCCUCACAUUCCCCCAUCUCCCUCCUCCCUCCCUCCUCCCUUUCACCAUCCUCCCUCCUUCUUUCCCUCUCCCCUUCCCUUCCUCCUCUCUCUUCCUCUCUCUCUCCCCCUUGCCCUCUCCCUCUCUCUCUCCCUGCCCCACCUCUCCUUCCUCCAUGGGCACUGGGAACUAUCCCUCAGUGAUAGUUAGAGAAAAAUCUGCAGACCUGCUGCCUGCUAGUGUCACAGGCAGAUGAGACCAGCGUUAAUCAGACGUCACCCCAGCACAUUGAUGGCAGGAGUGAUUUUAUGUGCUGUGUGGUGAAUCUCUGCCACCUGAAGCACUCUGUGAUGGGGGUUUUCUCUGUGUAGUUUGAAAUGUGACUCAAACACUGUAUACUCAAUAAACAGUCCUCGUCCUUUUAGAGUGCUGGAAACGUACCUUGAACUGGAGCACAGCCUUGACCAACAGAAGGGCUCCUCGGUGCUGUAAUUAAGGGAGGAAUAGGAUAUUUUUGGUGAAGUGCUGAUCCUGGCUACAUUUUUAUUUUUUUAAGCAAGUGAAGAAGUCUUUGAGUUCAGGGCUGUUGGAAUCAUAUCCAAUAACUUAUACCCCUGAAGCAACUUCAGAAUGCUUUCUGGGGCAUGCUUUUGAAAGGUGAGAGUUUGCUUUAGAUAAGAACUGAUGCUGUGGCCUGGAGAGAUGGCUCAGCGGUUAAGAGUACUGAUCGCUCUUCCAGAGGUACUGAGUUCAAAUUCCAACACCCACUUGGUGGCUCACAACCAUCUGUAAUGGGAUCUGAGGCCCUCUUCUGAAGACAAUGACAGUGUACUCAUACGUAGAUAAAUAAAUCUGUAAAACAAAAGAA
Molecule: messenger RNA, 2842 nt
Organism: Rattus norvegicus (Norway rat)
Lineage: Eukaryota; Metazoa; Chordata; Mammalia; Rodentia; Muridae
Gene: Nhlrc1
Product: NHL repeat containing E3 ubiquitin protein ligase 1
Exons: 1
Coding region: 73-1263 (396 amino acids)
Biological process (GO): protein polyubiquitination; proteasome-mediated ubiquitin-dependent protein catabolic process; glycogen biosynthetic process
Cellular component (GO): nucleoplasm; endoplasmic reticulum; perinuclear region of cytoplasm
Molecular function (GO): ubiquitin protein ligase activity; ubiquitin-protein transferase activity
Source: RefSeq, marked validated